This is a messenger RNA of Blastomyces dermatitidis ER-3, 1428 nucleotides long. RefSeq names its product glucose-6-phosphate 1-dehydrogenase. The record is from RefSeq and is a predicted model, not a curated record. The transcript is spliced from 8 exons. The coding region runs from base 1 to 1428 and encodes 475 amino acids. Gene Ontology annotation, molecular function: glucose-6-phosphate dehydrogenase activity; NADP binding. Gene Ontology annotation, biological process: glucose metabolic process; pentose-phosphate shunt, oxidative branch. Lineage: Eukaryota; Fungi; Ascomycota; Eurotiomycetes; Onygenales; Ajellomycetaceae. Gene Ontology annotation, cellular component: cytosol.
AUGGCCAGCUCGCUUGCCGACUCUUCAGGCAGGCAUGGUGCUCCCUCGAUCGAAUUGAAAGAUGACACAGUCAUCGUCGUUCUUGGUGCAUCAGGGGACCUGGCAAAAAAGAAAACUUUCCCCGCCUUGUUUGGCCUGUACCGCAAUAAAUUCCUCCCGAAAGAUAUCAAAAUCAUCGGAUAUGCGCGAACAAAGAUGGACCACACUGAAUACAUCCGGAGGGUACGGUCAUAUAUCAAGGUACCCUCUAAAGACGUUGAGGAUCAGCUUGCUGGGUUCUGCGAUCUUUGCACGUAUAUUUCGGGCCAAUAUGAUCAGGAUGACUCCUUCGUUGCCUUAAACAAACACCUGGAGGAGCUCGAGAAGGGGCAGAAGGAACAGAACAGAGUCUUUUAUAUGGCACUCCCCCCCAGCGUCUUCAUAACCGUCUCCGAACAUCUAAAGAAGAACUGCUAUCCUAACAAUGGCAUUGCGAGAAUUAUCGUAGAGAAACCAUUUGGAAAGGAUCUAGGAAGCUCGCGUGAAUUACAAAGGGCGCUGGAACCCGAUUGGAAGGAGGACGAAAUAUUCCGCAUUGAUCAUUACCUUGGAAAAGAGAUGGUGAAGAACAUCUUAAUUCUGCGAUUUGGUAACGAGUUUUUCGGGGCUACCUGGAAUCGCCAUCAUAUCGAUAACGUUCAGAUCACAUUCAAAGAGCCGUUCGGCACGGAGGGCAGAGGAGGAUAUUUCGAUGAAUUUGGCAUCAUCCGCGAUGUUAUGCAGAACCACCUCCUGCAAGUCCUAACCCUUCUAGCAAUGGAACGACCCAUCUCGUUUUCCGCUGAGGAUAUUCGAGACGAGAAAGUACGUGUGCUGCGGGGAAUUGAUGCGAUCGAACCCAAAAACGUCAUCAUUGGUCAAUAUGGAAAAUCUCUCGAUGGAAGCAAACCCGCAUAUAAAGAAGACGACACAGUUCCAAAAGAUUCAAGGUGCGCCACAUUUUGCGCAAUGGUGGCAUACAUUAAAAAUGAGAGGUGGGACGGCGUGCCCUUCAUUCUGAAGGCGGGUAAAGCCUUGAACGAACAAAAGACAGAGAUCCGUAUACAAUUCCGCGACGUCACCUCGGGUAUCUUCAAAGACAUCCCGCGAAACGAACUUGUUAUCCGCGUACAACCCAACGAGUCUGUUUACAUCAAGAUGAACUCGAAACUUCCUGGCCUUUCUAUGCAAACCGUUGUCACAGAGCUGGAUCUCACAUACCGGCGAAGAUUCUCAGACCUGAAGAUUCCAGAGGCGUAUGAAUCUCUAAUCCUAGACGCUCUGAAGGGAGAUCACUCCAAUUUCGUAAGAGACGAUGAAUUGGACGCCAGUUGGAGAAUCUUUACCCCACUAUUGCACUACCUAGACGAGAACACUGAAAUCACGCCAAUGGAGUAUCCCUAUGGUUAG